CCCGUCCCGUGCGGGGGAGCGGCUCCUCGCAGCCUCGCUGCCCCGUCCCCACCGCUCCUGUCGCCGCGGCUCAUGAGGUGAAGAUGGUGAUCCGCGUCUUCGUCGCCUCCUCCUCGGGCUCGGUGGCGAUAAAGAAGAGGCAACAGGAUGUGGUGCGGUUUCUAGAAGCCAAUCGCAUUGAGUUCGAAGAAGUGGAUAUCACCAUGUCAGAGGAGAAGAGACAAUGGAUGUAUAAAAAUAUUCCUGAGGAUAGGCAGCCUGCACAAGGCAAUCCACUGCCACCACAGAUAUUCAGUGAUGAUCGGUACUGUGGGGAUUAUGAUGGCUUUUUCGAAUCAAAGGAGAGCAACACUGUAUUUUCCUUUCUUGGACUGAAACCUACUUUGGCAUCAAAGGAGUCAGAACCGUAGAAAGCUCGUGUGAAGUAUCAACAACCACAUUCCUGAAUGAGUGACUUUAUUCUUCAGCACAUAACAGCUUCCCCACUGGAUCACUGUGAUAGAGCAAACAUGCCAUUAGUAGUAGUCUGCUUGCCAUGAGAUGGUGCUCUCUGAUAAUGUGGAGCUAAUAACACACAUAUGAAAUAGGAUUAGGGCUGGGCUACUCAUCUUCCAUUGUAAAAAUGCUCACUGUUGAUGUUUCACUUUUGUCUUUGGAUUUUGCAAGUGGCCCUGAUAUUCUAGCAGGCAUGUAUGUUUGAGAAUAAGGAUUGGAAGUGUAGGGCUUGUCAUAUUCCUUACCUUUUUUAAUUCUUCCCACUACUGUAGUUCAAAUUAGCUCAUGAUGAUAGUUGAAGUGCUGGUGGUUAUUAGGAUGCUUGUGCUGGCUAUGAUCCAGAAGGUAAAAAGCAUCAAUCUUGAGAUCUCAGUCUAAGCCAAUAACUGCCAUAUUUUUGCUCUACAUUUAUUUAUUGUGAUGUUUAUUCUAGAUCAUUGUUGUUUUAAGAGACAUGGGCUGCUAAUCUUGUUAAUGAAGACUCAAUUUGUCUAAUGAUGCACAUUGCAACUGACUGUUUAAAACAAAUUGCUACCACGAAGGAGGUGCCAAAGUGAAAUAUUUUGACGUGUUUCCAAAUGCAGGUGAAAUGUUCAGUAAAGCACUUGGUGGCAAUACUGGGGAAUUCAGAAGAGCUAAAGGGAGUCUCAUAGCUAAUGAUAAUAUGAAGUUAUGUCUUAACUGAGAAAGUCUUAACACCCAAGGUUGGAGCUCUAUAGUUGGACUGUCUUAAAAUGAAAUUUUGCCAAAACUUCAGUUUACCUUCAGUAACACACAGCUCCACCACAAAUCACAUGAGGGUCAGGGGGAUACUUUGAGAGCAAGGUUUCAGUCCCAUGGUUAACACUCCACCAUGGUCCAAGAUCAUGCUUAACUUGCCUAGCUGCUGUCCUGGUUAUAUCCCCAGAUGUGGUCAUGUGGAGGUGCCUCAAAGGCAGUGAGAAAGCUGUGUGUGUGCUUUGCCAAAUGAGGCCAGUGAGGUUGUUCAGCUGAGGAACAGGAGCCAAGUAAAGGAAGUGGAGAUUAUUCCAGUGGGACUGCAUUGAUGCACAUAGUAGAACUUAGGCCCAUGACUUGCCAGUGACCAUUACAAAAUGCAUUCUAGACAGAAGUAAAAUUGCAUCACACAUUUUGAAUCAAAUCCAGAUACAUAAAUAACAGCUAUGCUGUAAUGUAGCUUUUACUCAAGUGAUUUCAUACUGGCAAGGUAGUGCCAUCAGAGUGGACAUCCUUAUGUAUUUGGGCAAAUGAAAGGCAGCCACUGUGUAGAAAAGCUGCUUUGCAAUUACUCAGACUGUGUGGUUUGAAGGAAGCCAGACUUGUAAAAAGUGUCAGAAAGCAAUACUAUCACAACAAAACCCCACUGUGAAGCAGAUCACAUACUCUGUUAACAUCACUAAUCAUAGCAUACCAGACAUGUCAGCUGGAAGGGACAACUGAAGGUUUUCUGGUCUGGCACUGUCAAAAUCAGGCUGAAGAGCCACACUAGCUUGGAUCAGAUAUGGGUUUGUCUAGCAGAGCAUUAAGAAUAUCCAGAGCUGAAGAUCUCAUAACUCUCUAAGUAACCAGUGACAUUGCUGCAGUGCUUUCCUAGUGAAAACUUUGAAAUCUCUUCAAGUCCAGCUUUGGCUUCUAGGCUUUAAUUUGAGGCUGCUGCCUUUGCAAUGUUUUUUUUUGGCCGUCACAAGAAGAGAUUGGCACCAUUCCUUUCUAAAUGGCCCUCAAAAUAGUUGUAGGCUAACAUUGGGUCACCUCUUAGCCUUCUUCUUACCAGACUGAACAAACCUGGCUGCUCAGCUGAGCUAAAGAUCUAGAUGGAACAAGAGCACACACAGAUUUGAAGUCUGUGGUUGUAUUCACUGGUCAAAAUCUUUUCCAGAGCACCUUCUUUAGAGGAAUCUUGAAUGGGCAUUGAUGUAUGUACAUGCAUUUUUAAGAAUUAUGUUGUCUCUGUCAAGGUACUGUGACAUUCUUGUAACCAAUCCCAUAUUUUCAUGAGACUUGAACCUCGCUAUAGGAAGGGAAUAUGACAUGAGGUGGAGCUGUACAUUGUUAACUUCACCACAUUCAAUAUAACUAUUCCUAAAAAGAAGUUAAAUAUUUAACUUUGUAAAUGAAUAGAUAUAUGAAUUUAUGUAAUUUUGCAGUUGAUUACAGAGAAGCCAUCCUGGAUUUAUCAUGUACUUGAUAUGUUGUAAACUUUGAGAACUGCCUGAAGUCCCAGGUUUGAUAAAUUUACCUAAGUGUGUAACCAUAGACACAUGAGUAAUCCUGGGUGUGAAACCCCAGGCUUACUGAUGUGAAAGGAAAAAACACUCUGAUUUCUCCAGGGGUGAAAUUAAUUUCACAAAGCUCCUUUUGAACUUUGAUAAUUGUAGAAUAGAAGGCUCUCGUUUAGUGGAGAGUUAGUCUUGUUUCAGCUGUUAAGUAAACCUGGCUUAUUUCAGAGCAUGUGUGUGGGCAUAGUCAGUUGUAUGGAGGACAACACUAGCUCCAAAGAUAUCCUGCUUGCUUGCAUGGAUUGGCAGUGUAAGUCCCUUAGAAUGUGUGCUUUUGAAUUAUAAGUAGCUAGUUUAAAAAAAAAAAAAAAA
Molecule: messenger RNA, 3086 nt
Organism: Pseudopodoces humilis (Tibetan ground-tit)
Lineage: Eukaryota; Metazoa; Chordata; Aves; Passeriformes; Paridae
Gene: SH3BGRL2
Product: SH3 domain binding glutamate rich protein like 2
Cellular component (GO): cytoplasm
Source: RefSeq, a predicted model, not a curated record